AUGUUGCUAAACAAUGUAAGCCACACAAAGUUUCGGUAUUGCGCAGUAUUCGCACCUCAACAGGUGUUCGAGCACGAGUCAGCCAUACUUGCCCUACGCCCCUGUGAGCCCUUUCGUGAGCGCGUCAAUUGGGAGGAAUGGGGGCUGUACGACUAUCUGCAGGUGGUCAAGGAGCCGAUGGAUCUGGGUACUAUCCGCAGCAAACUUGCGAAGAAUGAGUACAAGAAGCCAGCCGAGUUUGCUCGCGAUAUGCGACUGGUUUGGAGUAACUGCAAGCUUUACAACCAGGAUGGUUCAGACCUGUAUCUGCUGGCUGAUGAGCUUGCUAAGAAAUUUGAGGACCGAGUCAAAGCCAUGAAGCUGGAUGUAGGUCCGGUACCUAAGGCUGACAAGAGCAUCCCAGCGCCAAGCCUCGAGGAUAAGAUUUGUUUUAGUCAAAACAUCUACAAGAUUAAUCCUAAGGACCUUGGCGUUAUCGUGAAACUACUGGAGGAGCAGUGUCCUAAGGCCUUAGACAAGAGUUCGCCAGACGAGCUGGAUAUUGUUAUUGAUAACAUCGACAACAAAACUUUUCGCGAUUUGGAGAAGAUCGUUCUGGAGAAAGUGCCGGAAGGAAGUCGGGAACCAAUAGCGACUCCCAAAUCUUCUAAAAAAUCUCGACGACCGCCUAGUAAGAAGACUAAAACCGAUGUAUGA
Molecule: messenger RNA, 696 nt
Organism: Plasmopara halstedii
Lineage: Eukaryota; Oomycota; Peronosporomycetes; Peronosporales; Peronosporaceae
Product: Transcription initiation factor TFIID, subunit BDF1 and related bromodomain proteins
Exons: 5
Coding region: 1-696 (231 amino acids)
Biological process (GO): regulation of DNA-templated transcription; chromatin remodeling
Cellular component (GO): nucleus; chromatin
Source: RefSeq, a predicted model, not a curated record